This is a messenger RNA of Chaetomium strumarium, 3524 nucleotides long. RefSeq lists its product as uncharacterized. NCBI's taxonomy places the organism in Eukaryota, Fungi, Ascomycota, Sordariomycetes, Sordariales, Chaetomiaceae. The record is from RefSeq and is a predicted model, not a curated record. The coding region runs from base 167 to 3259 and encodes 1030 amino acids. The transcript has 7 exons.
AACGAGCGUCAUAUGAAGUCGCGGCACUCAACAUGGACAAGUUGGACAUGAUGCCGGAGAUAAAGCUCCCUCUGCUUUCGUUGGGACGUGACCGGUAGACUCACUCCCGAACUACACUCGCGUCCUGUCUUUCGCUCGGCGGCGGCGGAGCUCAAUUUCACCCACAAUGGAGCGGGCCAAUGCGGGCAGCCUUCGCAGGCUGGUACCCCUUGUAUCUACUCUGGCCCUGAGCGUCGUGGCGUUUGCAUCCAGCUCGACGGCAGCAUCAUCCACCGGCUUCGCAAGCCCUCCAGCAAACGUGCGGCCCAAGUUCCGCUACUGGCUGCCCGAUGCGGGUGUGUCGGAGGAUGUACUCCGGGCCGACAUUGCCAACAUUUCAGCCGUUGGCGCCGGAGGGCUCGAGUUCAUCCCUUUCUACAUGUAUGGACUUGUGGGCUCGGAGUACGGCCUCGAUUCCUGGGCGGAGGACGGCUAUGGCACACCCAAGUACAAGAGGAUCUUCAAGGUCGCCGCCCAGGCCGUCAAGGACCACGGCCUGGUCAUGGACUUCGCCAUUGGCGCCAACCAGGGUCAGGGAGCCCCCGCUGUUCCCGAAUCUCGGGGUCUCGCAGUCGAGCUUCUGCUCGGAAACACCGCCAUCGGCCCCGGCGAAACCUACACCGGCUCCGUCCCCCCACCGGACGAGGCCGUGCAGGCAUACCUUGAUGGGCUGGGCUUUCAGCACCCCUUGGAGGAAUGGGGCAGCGCGAAUCUAACAGGUGUCAUCGCGGCAAAGGUCAACAAAGUUACGGCUCCUACCGGCACCGGUGGGAUCGAAGGGUACCUCACCCAUGUAGACCUGGACCUGGACUCGGCCAUCGACUUGACGCUCGCCGCGGCCGCCAACGGCUCAUUGAACUUCACACCGCCGGAGCCCAACUCAACCUGGAGGAUAUUCUCCUUUUGGGAGAAGUACACCAACCAGAAGUCAUGUGUGGGCGUUGCGCAGGCCAGCACCGUCAUCGCCAACGGCUCGUGGACCGUCGAUCACUUCAGCGUUGCGGGAGCUAAGAUCACGACGGGCUUCUUUGACCAGCACAUCCUCGAUGACGCUGACGCUGCAAAACUGAUCAAGGCCGUUGGGAACUACGCGUGGGAGGACAGCAUGGAGUUCCUGGCCACCCUGUAUUGGACCCCAGGCCUGCUCGACAGGUUUGAGAAGGGCCGCGGCUACAGCCUCCUCAAGUACCUCCCGGUUCUGUUCCGGCCUGAUAACAACUGGGGUGCCGCCUCGCCCAGCUACGCCGAGAUUUUUACCUCGACCAACUCGACAGCCGUCGACCUCGACUAUCGCCGCACGCUUAACGAGGGCUACCAUGAGUACUUGGCAUACAUUGACGAGUGGGCGAAGAAGACUGGGACGCGGGGGUACUCCGCCCAGCCUGCUUACAACCUGCCCCUGAACAUGCUCUCUGGCGUACCGCUUGUCACAGCGCCUGAGCUGGAAUCGCUCACGUUCGCGGACAACAUCGACGCCUACCGCCAGUUUACGGGGGCAGCGCACCUCUCCGGCCGGAACAUCAUCUCCUCGGAGGCCGGCGCCGUUCAAGUUGCGGCUUACUCGCAGACGGUGCCAGAGAUGCUGGGCAUCAUGACCCGCUCCUACGCCGGCGGCGUCAACCAGGUUGUCGUCCACGGCUUCCCUUACUCCGGGGCUUACUACAGCACGACCUGGCCGGGCUACACGGCAUUCUUUUAUAAGUUCACCGACAUGUGGAACCAGAUCCAGCCCGCCUGGCAGCAUCUCAGAGAUGUCUUUGACUUCAUGGGCCGGACGCAGUGGGUUGUGCAGCAAGGGACCGCAAAGGUGGAUCUGGCGCUCUACCUCGACAAGAUCCCCUGGACCGCCACAACCUCGUACUCGUCGGACAAUCUUCGCAGCGCCGGCUACACCUACGAGUACCUCAGUGCCGACAACCUCGGCGCGACCCAGGCGACCGUGACGCAGGGCAUUCUGGCGGCCGACGGGCCGGCGUACAAAGCCCUCAUUUUUAAAGGCCAGACCACCAUCUCGGUCUCCGGCGCCGAGAAUGUCCUGAGGCUGGCCCGCGCAGGCCUCCCAAUCAUCAUUGUCGGCACCCCUCCGCAAGAGGCCGACUCGGCCACGCCCGGGGCGCAGAGCAGCGUGCGCAGCUUGAUGCAAAAGAUCCUCGCGUCGAAAAACACCCACCAGGUCUCGGACGUCUCGGGCGUCCCCAAGGCGCUCUCGGACCUGGGCCUGACCCCACGGGUCGCCAUCGGUUGUGAGGGCGGCCAGAUCUACCCCGUAUGGAGGAAUGACGCGUCCUCGGGGGUCGACUAUGUCUAUCUGUUCAACCAGGGUGGUUCCGUCAGCAGCUGCCCUUUGACGUUCUCGGUCUCGAAGAACGUGCUGCCUUUUGUGUACGACGCCUGGACGGGGAACAAGACGGCCCUGUUCACCUACGGCCGAAGCUCCGCCGGCCUCACCGCCGAGGUGUCGCUCGCGACGAACCAGACCAUGAUCCUGGCCUUCAAGCCAUCUUCGGCCAGCGGAGGCGUCAAGUGCCCCCUGACGGCGACCAACGGGACGAAACCCAUCUUCAAGAGCGUCACCUCGGGCAUGACCACGGUCGGGCUGUUCGGGCCCACGACGAUCGAAUCGACCAGCGGCAAGCACUGGUCGUUUGACGUGGCGGUCCCGGCACCCACCAACCUCACCAGCUGGAACAUCACCAUCAAGAGUUGGCACUCGGCGUCCAACCGCUCAGCGGUGCAAACCGCCGUCACAACAACAAGCUUCGCCGACCAUUCUUUGGUGGCGUGGAAGCUCCUCGGCGACGGUUAUGAGGCUGUCUCUGGCCUGGGCGUCUACUCCGCCGCCUUCACGGUCCCAGCCGGCGUCCGCAAGGGCAAGCUGGGUGCGAGGCUCCGACUCGGGCCGGUCGAUAACACGGUCCGGGUGUGGGUGGAUGGCAGAGCCCUGCCCCCGGUAGAUAUUACCAACGCCGUGGUUGACAUUGGCGACGCGCUUUGGAGCAAUGCCGCCCCCGGCUCGAGCCACGUCGUGCAGGUGGAAGCGUCGAGCACCUUGUUCAACCGCGUCAAGGCCGACUUGGACACUGUGAUGGUGUUCGGGGCUCCCGCGUCGUAUCUGCAACCGCAGUAUGCCUCUGACGAGUCGAAGGACCACGGCCUGCUGGGUCCCGUGGUGGUGGAAUGGUAUGUCGAGCAGGAACUUGCGGAUAAGGGGAACUGUUGAGAGUUCAUCCGGCGAGCUCCGAACACGGCGCCAGUUGGCUGUGGAAGUUCUACUGAGAAGCUUAAUAACUCAGUUUCUAUCAUGGCAUUCUCGCAAAUAUUCAGCACAUAAUACUCACACAAUGGUUACGUAGAACCCGGAUUGCUCAUAGUAGGCCCCCAAAACUGUGUGCCUGUCUGCUUGCUUUUUCGGGGUUUGUCUUUGGUUCUUUUUCUGAUAGUAGCCUGGAAUUCCUGUCGUCAACUGCAUUAUGAAGCUCUUCCCG